Messenger RNA from Aegilops tauschii subsp. strangulata, 1993 nucleotides. RefSeq names its product glycosyltransferase BC10. The record is from RefSeq and is a predicted model, not a curated record. Gene Ontology annotation, molecular function: glycosyltransferase activity. NCBI's taxonomy places the organism in Eukaryota, Viridiplantae, Streptophyta, Magnoliopsida, Poales, Poaceae. Gene Ontology annotation, cellular component: membrane.
ACAACACCUCACCUCACCUCACUCCUCUCUUCCCCCCCAACCUCCCCCCUCUUCUCCCUCCAAAAACCAACAUCUCCACCCUCCAAACACCGCCACCAUCAAGAGCAGCCCAGUCCCGCCAGAACCGCGAGAUCCGAUCCGAGCACCACCAGCAGCAGAUUUGGCGCCACGGAACCGGAGCUCGCCUCUGUCCUUCCCGCCCGCCUGCCGUUUGAUCCUCCAGGUGCGCGAGCGCUCUCGGCUGGUGAAAUCUUUCCUCCCUGCUCGAUCCAUGCCCGGGGGGUGCUCGUCCUUGCCCGCGAGAUCCGUCCGGCCCGUCCUGAGCAGCAGGAUCUCCCUGUGAUCCUCGUCUUGGCCUUCUUCCCCGGCGCCAAGAUCCGGGAUUUCCUUUUCGGUUUCUCCAGCGCGCGUUUUCGCCGGAGCGCCGCUGCCGGGCAUGGCGUACGCGUCGCCGUACGUGCUGUCGUUCCUGCUGCUGCUGUCCAUGCCGGCGGUGUACUACCUGGCGCCGCGCCUGCUGAUGCCCAAGACGCUCCCGGCCAUCCCGGACGCCGACGAGACGGAGGACCUCGCGCUCUUCCGCCGCGCCGUGCUCCUCUCGGCCGCGCCCGCCGCCGGCUCCGGCUCCGGCUCCGGCGCGGCGCCCUCCUCCUUCGGCGUCUUCGGCCGCCGCCCGCAGGCGCGGCCCAAGGUGGCCUUCCUCUUCCUCACCAACUCCGACCUCGUCUUCGCGCCGCUCUGGGAGAAGUUCUUCGCGGGGCACCACGGCCUCCUCAACCUCUACGUCCACGCCGACCCCGCCGCCAACCUCACGCUGCCGCCGACCCCCUCCUUCCGCGGCCGCAUCAUCCGGGGCAAGGCCACGGCGCGCGCCUCCGCCACGCUCAUCUCCGCCGCGCGCCGCCUCCUCGCCACCGCGCUGCUCGACGACCCGGCCAACCAAUUCUUCGCGCUGCUCUCCCAGUCCUGCGUCCCGCUCCUCCCGUUCCCCGCCCUCUACCGCACCCUCCUCACCGACAACAAUGCCGGCCGCCACCGCCGCCACCGCAGCUUCAUCGAGAUCCUGGACAGCGAGCCCACGCUGUACGCCCGCUACUACGCGCGCGGCGACAACGUGAUGCUCCCGGAGGUGCCCUUCGACCGCUUCCGCGUCGGCUCCCAGUUCUUCGUGCUCGCCAGGAGGCACGCCGUCAUGGUGGUCAGGGACAGGCGGCUCUGGAACAAGUUCAAGGCGCCGUGCCUCGUCAAGGAGAAGGACUCGUGCUACCCGGAGGAGCACUACUUCCCGACGCUGCUCGACAUGCAGGACCCCGACGGCUGCACCAAGUACACGCUCACCAGGGUCAACUGGACCGACGCCGUCGGCGGCCACCCGCACACCUACCAGCCGGAGGAGGUCUCCGGGGACCUCAUCAGGGAGCUCAGGAAGUCCAACGGGACCUACUCCCACAUGUUCGCGCGCAAGUUCGCGCCCGAGACCCUUGCGCCGCUCAUGGAGAUCGCCGACUCCGUCAUCCUCCGUGACUAGGCGCCAAGUGUUCGUGGACAUGAACAGAACAAGGGUUGGUGAUGUGAUGAAGAAGCAUAAGCUGAUCCAUCCAUCCAUCCCCUUUGUGGUUUCUUCAGAGAGGAGCAAGCAACCAGCAGCAAACCUACUUCGCCUUGUUGUUCCGUCGGUGGCGCCGUGGGCGAAGGGGAUGCUGCUGCUUGCUUAGAAUCAGAGAGUGAUGUGGUGUUGGUGGCGAAGUGCCCCGACUGCCUCUAUCCUAUGUGAGUAUUGUUGUGUUUCUUGGUGUUUUCCUUUCCACUUUGAUCCGAGCGAGAGGAAGUCGUUGGCACGCACGCGGUAGGCGUGUCGCUGGUAGUUAGCACGGAUGAUCAUCCUAUGUAUUCACAAUGGAGGCAACCUGUCGAUACAUGUAGUGAUGGUUUUUGUAGUGUAUGUUAUCCCCAUGUUGUCAUUGUCAAUAUCACACACCUUUUCCCCUAAAAA